Molecule: messenger RNA, 987 nt
Organism: Huiozyma naganishii CBS 8797
Lineage: Eukaryota; Fungi; Ascomycota; Saccharomycetes; Saccharomycetales; Saccharomycetaceae
Gene: RCI37
Product: Rci37p
Exons: 1
Coding region: 1-987 (328 amino acids)
Source: RefSeq, a predicted model, not a curated record
AUGUCUGAUGAGAGAGGUACAGAAGGGGAGGGCGUUGUGCUGCCCAAAAAACUGGAUAACCGCUGGUUUAGAGAGGCGUACGAAGCGGCCCUUAAAUUUUACGAGAGGGAUAAAGUGCUGGAUGCUCGUGACAGGCUGGAUCUGUCCAAUUCGUACGCGUCAAUUGCACGAUACCAGGCGGCGUCUGCAUGGGCUGGGUUUGGGGCCGUUUUUGCGCCGCCGUUUGCGAUUCGGUACUACAACACUGGGUCGGUGAAGGGAGUCAAGGUGCCGCGGAAUUUCAUGUUUGGGAUUGUUGGCAUGUUUGUUGCCUCGUACCUGGCCGGGGAUUGGGCUUACAAGAGGGAAUUGAACGCAUUGGAUCCCGAGGGGAAGUUUUCGGGCAAGAACAGUUACGGCGAUGACGAAUUGAACGCUGGAGAUGCCCUCAAGGUUGUCCCUCGAGAGGAGCGGAAAUACGAUAUGAUGGCGUUGUUGAAAAACGGCGGGAGUUCCAAGUGGGCGUCGUAUUUCUACACCACGUAUUUGCACCCGGAAAAAGUGUUCCCGGAUCCGAAAGUCAAACUCGAACAGUUCACGGGCAACUUGCCCCAAUUGUCCCCCUUCAUGCACCAGAGAGAUCCCAUGGGGCUCCAUUCAACUGCGACCAAGUUGGGCCAUUCAAAGGAGAAUGGAAGAGCUGAAACAGGUUCUGGAGCCAUGCUCAACUCACCAGGGGAUGCUUGGUCAAAAGUGAGAGAGGGGAAUGUUAAGAAGGAAAACGAUGCAGACGACCCUCUCUCGUCGUCUUCAAGUUGGGGUAAAAUCAGACGAGAAAAUUUCGAUGAGGACGGCAGAGUGCUGGAUACUGGUGCCGACAGUGCGGAAGAAGAUAUUUUCUCGUCUCCACUAAGCGAGGAUAAGGGACAGCAGGCGUACUCGAUUGAACGACCAUCUCAAGACGACUUUGACAAGUUACUAGAAAAUGAAAGACAUCCUAAAGACUAG